Molecule: messenger RNA, 627 nt
Organism: Aphanomyces astaci
Lineage: Eukaryota; Oomycota; Saprolegniomycetes; Saprolegniales; Verrucalvaceae
Exons: 3
Coding region: 1-627 (208 amino acids)
Source: RefSeq, a predicted model, not a curated record
AUGGCUGCAAUGAAGAACCUGUCCCAACUUGGAAUCAAGACGCUGCUGAUGUGUUUCUACCAUUGUGUGGCUUGCGUCAACAACCGUUUGGGCGGGGCUCUAAAGCAAGUCAAGGCUUUGGUUUCCAAGCACAUGUUUAAGAUGUACUUCAGCCGGUGUGAACUUGAAUGCCAGCAGUACUGGGAAGCAGCGAAAGUCGCAUGGUCGGCAUGCAAAGUUCUCGUUGCCAGGGACUUUGCACGGUACUUCGAAGAGCAAUGGUUCUCGGGGGACACUGCGAAUUGGCAGGCGGAUAUUCACCCAGCGCACGGUUCAUGGUUUAUGCGCAACGUUCCUUCAGUUGGGCACAAUAGCCGAAGAGAUAUCGACGUACAGAGCCCAACCCCCCCAACCCCACCAUUGCAAACGAGCCCAUCGCCUAGCAAGAAGCUACUUCGGCGCUUUCGACGUUUGAUGCAGUUUGCGCUGUUAGAAGGCAACUACUUCUUCAAGGUUAAGUACUGUUACCACUUGCUAUUUGCUCUGCAGCAACAAAUCAACGACGUGCGGGGCAUGCCUUUGCCCCCUCACCCCGACGAAGCGAGCCAGCCCCGCGAUUCUCUGGCCGUCGCCGAAGCUCUGGGGUAG